AUGUCUCGGCAUUGGUCAGACAACUCCUCAACCGUGACCGACUGCUCCGCGGUCUCUGAGUACGACGAGCAUGCCAUUGAGCUUGAAGUAGACUCUAUGUUUUCGAUGAUUCAAAAGGACAUGAAAGAAUUCAAGAAGCAGUCGGAUGAAUCGAAGACCAGACUCAAGAGACCAACAAAAGCCAAGCACAGAGCCUUUGUCGCGGUUUGCAGCCCGCACAGUGUAUCUCGCCUCUCAAAGAAAUGCCAGAGUCUUCAGAAACCAGCUUUCCACUUCUUUAGAAGGAAGCGCUCUUCUGUGGUUGUCACCACUGAUUUCGCACUCGAUUCGACCAUCCGUGACUUAGCGAAGAGCCAUGAGUGCGAUGAGCUUGUUCUUGUUGUGAGCGGCCAUAUUGAAGCCAUAGACUUCGACGUUCCGUCAAACUUUCGAGUGCUGAUGGUGCUUCGUUGUGGCUUCGGCUCCAAUGCGAAAAAGUACCUGCACCUUGACGGGUCCUCGACUUUUUGUGGCAGUAUGAUCCAGCGGUGGGCACAGAAGGAACGAAGACGCCGUUUGUUUUUGGGACCUGCGGUGCUGAUUGACAUCGACCCCGAGGAGAAGUCUUGGGCAAAUUCCGAGCAGGCGUUCAAGCAAACUCUCAGCAGCCGAGAGAAGAUAAGGAUCAGACGUCACGUGGAGAAGAUGAAGAAGACGUCUGUGGACGACGGCGAGUGGUGGAAGAGAUGGAGAGGAAGCCUUGCUUCUAUCUUGGGCAUCCUAGCUUGUGGUGCAAAACUCGCUGUCUCGAUCAAGGCCUCUGCAGGAGGUGCACUGUUUCAGUUCCAAUACGGCUUGCUCAAUAUCAAGGCUGGGGCAGCAUGUGCUGAGGCUUCGGCAUUCAUGACUGCGGCUGGCCCUGCCGUUCUCAUUGGUGUUGGGGUUGCUGCAGCAGUAUACUACGUGCCCUGGGACUCGAUCCUCGAAUGGCUUGGGGGUAUUCUAUCUUGGCUCUCAGACGGUUUCAUAGCGAUCUGGGAGAUGUUCAAGGAUUGGAUGGCCAGCGGGAACCAGAGUCACAAUAACUAUCAAAGACGCCGGGAGAGAAAGGGGAACGCUAGAGUACCGAGACCGAUGGAUUUCUCCUUCUAA
Molecule: messenger RNA, 1131 nt
Organism: Colletotrichum siamense
Lineage: Eukaryota; Fungi; Ascomycota; Sordariomycetes; Glomerellales; Glomerellaceae
Exons: 2
Coding region: 1-1131 (376 amino acids)
Source: RefSeq, a predicted model, not a curated record